AUGAAACUAUUACUCAUCUUUGCAUUUUUGGCUCUUAUUUAUAUAGCACAAUCGGCCCCAACGUCAUCAUCAACUGAUCGUUCACUUGUCCUACAAGAUUAUUAUAGUGAUGAUGAAAGUGAUUCGCUUGAGGAGAAGAUUAUCGAUGAAACAACAACUCAAAGUUCAACAAGACCUCCUAGGUCAUCAAUAAGUGCAAUAUCAUGGCUGGACCUAAGAACAUCAACAGUCACAACACCAAGAAAUGAUGAUGAAUAUGAUGAUCAAAAUGAAUUUGACGGUUAUCUUCGAAAUAUUCGUCAAUUUUUUAAAAAAGUUCUGGAAGAUCUUAGAAAAUUAUUGAAAAACAUCACUGGAUAUGAUAUUGUUCAAGCAAUAGAAAAAUACUUUAAAAGAAAAGCUAAUGAUUAA
Molecule: messenger RNA, 411 nt
Organism: Rotaria sp. Silwood2
Lineage: Eukaryota; Metazoa; Rotifera; Eurotatoria; Philodinida; Philodinidae
Source: the annotation of a GenBank genome assembly